AUGAAAUCUUAGAAUUCUAAAAAACCUAAUCUAAAGAUUACACUAAAUAAGAAAUCAGUGGCAUAAUUAGUGAAAUCAGACAAGCCUCCAAGUUCCAAAUGUUCUUAGAAAACAACAUCAUCAAAUGGAAAGGUAAGAAUUAUAGCGUAUAUAAAUGAUUUAGACAACUGCUUCAUCUAAGUAAUUGUGUUUUAAAUUCCAAGACAACUAUUCAACUGCUAACCCAUCUGUAAUUUCAGAGGGUGAGAAGAAAUGUAAAAAUAUUAUAAAUAAUCAAUAGCACUUGAUUCAGAUCAAUCAUAACUGAUAUAAUUGCUGAUUCAAAAAAAUUUGUAAUUGUAAAAGCAAAAUUCAGAUAAGGACACCAUAAUUUCUAAACUUAUAACAAAUAAAAAACCAGUCAUUUUAUAAAGAGCCAAUACAUCAAAUACUGAGAGGAGUCCUGAAAAAUGCUUUUAAAUGUAUCUAUUGCAAUAAGAAGAUCUAGAAAAAAGUUGCAGCAAAACACUUGCCAGAAGAAAUCAAAUUCUCCUCUCGGCUUCACGUUUUGUAAUGUUGAUUAAGAUGACGAAGAAAAAGUAAUUUAAAGUCAACCAAUGACAAAGUCUCAGAAGAGACUUCCUAAAGAGUUUUAAAUUGUACCAAAUCAGAGACGGUUUUUCAUAUGA
This is a messenger RNA of Paramecium pentaurelia, 668 nucleotides long. The record is from the annotation of a GenBank genome assembly. Lineage: Eukaryota; Ciliophora; Oligohymenophorea; Peniculida; Parameciidae.